Molecule: messenger RNA, 2601 nt
Organism: Populus trichocarpa (black cottonwood)
Lineage: Eukaryota; Viridiplantae; Streptophyta; Magnoliopsida; Malpighiales; Salicaceae
Product: alpha-mannosidase I MNS5
Exons: 15
Coding region: 154-1875 (573 amino acids)
Biological process (GO): mannose trimming involved in glycoprotein ERAD pathway; endoplasmic reticulum mannose trimming; carbohydrate metabolic process
Cellular component (GO): membrane; endoplasmic reticulum
Molecular function (GO): mannosyl-oligosaccharide 1,2-alpha-mannosidase activity; calcium ion binding
Source: RefSeq, a predicted model, not a curated record
CUGUAAUGGUGGAACUCCAAUUCUCUCCUCGAAAAAUCCAGCUUUUUCCUUGUAUAUCCCAUUCAAGUCAUUAAAAUUAUCAAAUCGAUCUUCUCGACUCUCACAAAAACCAAAGAAAAUAUUACUUUGAUUAAAACUGAAAGAAUCCUAACCAUGUUGGCUUGCAGAUUUCGGACAUGGGUUUUGUUGCUUCUUGUGAUCUUUCCUAGUUUAUUUGACCCUUCAUUCUCCCACUUCGAUUCAGCUAAGAAAAAGCAAAUGCGAGAGAAAGUUCGAAAGAUGUUCUACCAUGCAUAUGAAAACUACAUGACACACGCAUUUCCGCAUGAUGAGCUCAAGCCUCUUAGCAGAAGUUUCACUGACUCACUCAGUGAGCUUGGAAAUUUGAAGCUUGAGCACUUACCACAAAACUAUAAUGGGACUGCCCUUACACUCAUUGAAUCAUUAUCUAGCCUUGUUAUUUUGGGUAACUACACUGAGUUUGAAAGGGCAGUUCUCUGGCUUUCUGAAAAUCUAACAUUUGAUGUUGAUGCAAGAGUAAACCUUUUUGAGUGCAACAUAAGAGUCCUUGGAGGACUUGUUUCUGCUCAUAUUCUUGCAACUGACUCUACAAACAGGUUGGUUCAAGGAUCUUACAAAAAUCAGCUACUUGUUCUGGCUGAAGAUUUAGGACGACGCUUCCUACCUGCAUUUGAUACUCCUACUGGAUUGCCAUAUGCCUGGAUUAACUUGAAGUAUGGAGUCAUGAAGAAUGAGACUACUGAAACAAGCACUUCAGGAUGUGGUUCUCUUAUUCUUGAAAUGGGAGCCUUGUCACGAUUAACUGGUGAUCCUAGAUAUGAGUCUGCAGCCUUGCGUGCUCUACGAAAGUUAUGGAGUAUGCGUAGUUCUCUAAAUUUGUUAGGAACGACACUGGAUGUGGAAACUGGGGAAUGGAUUGAACAUUCAUCUGGGAUCGGUGCUGGAGUUGAUUCAUUCUAUGAGUAUCUAUUCAAGGCUCACAUUCUUUUCGGGAAGGAGGACUUCUGGAGAAUGUUUCAUUCUGCUUAUCUUGCAGUACAGAAAUAUUUCAGACAUGGCCCAUGGUACCAUGAAGCUGAUAUGAGGACUGGAAAAGCAACAUAUUGGCAACUGACAAGCCUUCAAGCAUUCUGGCCUGGCCUACAGGUUCUUGUUGGGGAUAUUGCAGCUGCCAACUCAUCACACCGUGAAUUUGUUCAUGUGUGGAAGAAGUUUGGGGUGUUACCAGAAAGGUAUUUGCUGGACCAUCAAAUGUUACACCCUACAGAAAAGUACUAUCCACUGCGCCCUGAAUUAGCAGAGUCAACAUUCUACCUGUAUCAAGCAACUAAAGAUCCAUGGUACAUAGAAGUGGGUGAAACAAUUGUUAAUUCUCUUAAUUCAUACACCAAAGUGGAAGGAGGAUUUGCAAGCAUUAGAGAUGUCACAACCAUGCAAACAGAAGAUCAUAUGCAUAGCUUCUUCCUUGCUGAAACGUGCAAGUAUUUAUAUCUUCUCUUUGAUGAUUCAUUUUUGGUUGAUCGGAAUUAUAUAUUCACUACUGAGGGUCACCCUUUGCCUGUGCUAAGUGCUUGGCACGAGAGACUGCCAGAGAUAUACAUCCCAUCAAACUGGACUUAUGUCAAGAAUGAAAGGCAAACAAAACGAUCAAGUGCAAUGUCUCUGCAAGUCUGUCCUGCAUUGAGUUUGAAUGCAGGACAUGGUGAACAACAGGUUGAGAGCGCUUGCCAUGUCCCUGAUGAUCAAAGUGAUCACAAGUGUUUCAGUGAUGAAGAGUGUGGAGUUGACUCGACUAGCUGUAGACGAAGAUCAUGUAGCAUGGCUGGUUACUGUGGGCUAUGGUUGGUCGCAUGAGACAUUGAUACAUCAUGAUAUUCGUUCAUGACAAAGCGAUUUUUUACUAGGAGGUGAGAGGAAGAAAAAAAGGAUUUCAUAUUCUCUCAAGAAUGGUGGUGUGGAAGGAAGUCUCCGUGGCAGGCAUGCACUCAUAGCACUAGUUAGGUAAAAAAAAAAAAAGAUGAGAGAAAUACAUGUUACAGAAUUUCUUCACAAAAUUGAUCUCAUUCGUGAAUGUUUGUUGAAAUGCAUGUAUUAUUUUGCCGAUACCGAAAAGAAUAUCAAUAAGGCAUCUUAUCACUGCAGAAUCUAGGGAGCUCUUCUUAUGAGAGAUUAAUGCAAUGGCCAAGGUUAACCUGACAAAAUUUGCUAGUGCAAAUUGCACUGUAAUGUCAUUAUUCCAAAAACAGAAGGAAAUACACUGGUCAUGUAGACCUGUCAUGAAGUAUUUUGCAACCCGCGAGAGGAUGCGGCCUUCAUUGAAGCAUUCAACACCAAUCCUUCAAACUAAGGCUCAGUGUUUUUACCCUGGUCUGGUGAUAUGUUGUCAUGGCCUGACCUUAUGUUGUAUCACUGAUCUUAUACUGUGAGAUCUUCUGAUUGAUGUUUCUUGAACAGUGAUUUCUUUACUCCCAACUCAUUGUAGUUCUAAGUUAUUUCCCAUUAUUGUAGAAAACACCAUGUCUUGUGGACCAACACACAUGACACUAUGAUUGUGAGGGUGUUAAUUUUUGUUUGUCUCUA